Messenger RNA from Telopea speciosissima, 3213 nucleotides. Its product is annotated as CCR4-NOT transcription complex subunit 10-like. The transcript is spliced from 6 exons. Gene Ontology annotation, biological process: mRNA catabolic process; negative regulation of translation. The record is from RefSeq and is a predicted model, not a curated record. Gene Ontology annotation, molecular function: protein binding. Gene Ontology annotation, cellular component: CCR4-NOT complex. Lineage: Eukaryota; Viridiplantae; Streptophyta; Magnoliopsida; Proteales; Proteaceae. The coding region runs from base 330 to 2891 and encodes 853 amino acids.
CUCUCUCUCUCUCUCUGUCCCUCUCUCAUCCGUAUUUCUCAAUCUGGUUAAGCCAAGUGGAACCUCUCUGCAAAUCAAAUCAAUCUGAGACUGAGAACCACGAGCAAGGUUAUUUUUUUCUUCUCUAAAUGGCUACGAGUAACCCUAGGGUUUCAGUUCUUGAAGCUGCUCUGCUCUCAAUCUGAAAUGGAAGACGAAGCCCUCAAAUGCUCUUUACAGAAAUCGAAGCCGGUCUGACGUUGUUUCAACUGAGAUUGACGAAAAGAGAGGAGAUUUUUUUCCCUUAAGUUAUCUAGGUUUGUUUAGUUAUUGGCUCGUUCGAUCUGGUAAUGGACUCCCGAGAUUUAUCGUCCUCAGCGACUGCUAGUAGAGAUGGUUCUUCUGCGGAAGAGGAUGGCCUACUCUCCGUCACUGCCGGGCUUGCUAAGGAGGCUGCUUUAUUGUUUCAGUCGGGGAGGUAUACGGAAUGCAUCGAUCUAUUGAAUCAGCUCCUACAGAAAAAAGAAGAUGAUCCGAAGGUUCUUCAUAACAUUGCCGUUGCGGAGUACUUUCGUGAUGGUUGUUAUGAUCCAAGGAAGCUACUUGAUGUGCUUAAUAAAGUUAAGGUAAGAAGUGAAGAGCUUGCUCGUGCAUCUGGAGACCAAGUGGAGGUUUCUAGCAAUCUUGGUAAUAAUGUCGUUUCAGGAUCUAAAGGGAGCACUGUCACACAACAUCAAUUUUCGGCUGCAAACAGUUCCAGUAUUGCAUACACAGAUGAAUCUGACACUUCAGUUGCAACCCUAAACACCGCUGUUAUCUUGUUUCAUCUUCAUGAAUAUUCAAAUGCACUAUCAGUUCUCGAACCAUUAUAUCAGAAUAUAGAACCCAUAGACGAGACAACGGCUCUUCACAUAUGCCUUUUGUUACUGGAUGUUGCUCUAGCGUUGCAUGAUGCGUCAAAAGCUGCAGAUGUUAUUCAGUAUCUGGAAAAAGCUUUUGGUGUUGGUUAUAUGAUUGGUCAAGGUGACAAUGGAAGCACCAACCAACAUCAAUCAUCAAAUGCUGUAGUAAGACCUCAAUCUGCACCGAGCAAUUCAACUCCUGCUGAUGCUUCUAAUUCAGACUCAGCUGCCAAUUCAAAUUCCUCUGAAAAUCCUUUAACAAGAACCAUAUCAGAUGAGGCACUUGAAUCCCUUCUAUCAACACUAGACAGUGGUGGGCAAAACUUGACAAGGCCAGUUGGCCUCCCAUCAAACGACCUUUUGAGAACCUCCACUGAUCGGCCUGUUCCUGGUGUUGAUCUGAAGCUCAAGCUGCAUCUCUACAAGGUGCGACACCUGCUUCUCACUAGGAACCUGAAAGCAACAAAGCGUGAAGUUAAGCUAGCUAUGAACAUUGCACGUGGUAGAGAUUCUUCCAUGGCAUUGCUUUUAAAGUCCCAGCUAGAGUAUGCUCGGGGUAAUCACCGUAAAGCUAUCAAGCUCUUGAUGACGUCAAGUAAUAAGACAGAAUCUGGAAUUGCAAGCAUAUUCAACAACAAUCUCGGUUGCAUCUAUCAUCAACUCUGGAAACAUCACACAUCAACCAUGUUCUUUUCUAAGGCACUGAGAAGUAGUUCAUCUCUUCGAUCAGAGAAACCUCUUAAGCUCUCAACAUUCUCCCAGGAUAAAUCCCUCCAUAUUGUGUACAACUGUGGGUUGCAAUACUUAUCCUGUGGGAAACCAAUAAUUGCUGCUCGCUGUUUUCAGAAGGCCAGUUUAGUUUUCCACAAUCGGCCCCUCUUGUGGCUCCGAUUUGCUGAAUGCUGUCUAUUGGCACUUGAGAAGGGGCUUCUGAAGUCCAGUGAGUCUCCCACCAAUGGGGAGGAAGUUAGAGUCCACGUUGUUGGCAAUGGGAAAUGGAGGCAACUUCUUGUGGAAGAUGGGAUAUCAAGAAAUAGAUAUUUGGAUCCUGUGGAAGAAGAGGAUGGAUUGUUGGGUGGUGAUGGCCAACAUAGGCUUUCGAUCUCCUUUGCUCGGCAAUGUCUUCUCAAUGCCUUACAUUUAUUGAACAGUUUGGAGUUGAAGUACUUGAAUGAUGGUUUGUCCAAUUCUGCCACAGAGGAAGAUGACUCAAGUCAAUCAGGAUCACUUAAGAACUCAAACAGCAAGAAUUUAUUGGUUGGGGAUUCAAAGGCAUCUAAUGUCGCAGUAGUUUCUGCCUCAGCUAAUGCAAACGGGGAUGCAAAAGAGGCCAGGGUAGUGAGCCUGAACAACACCCUACAGAGUUCUGUCUCUGCUUAUGAGGAUAUGUGCAAAAGGGAAAACCACUGGAUCAAGCAGGCUGUUCUAGCUGACCUGGCGUAUGUAGAGUUGAAUUUGGAAAAUCCAUUGAAAGCACUAUCAGCUGCUAAUUCACUUUUGAAGAUUCCAGAAUGUUCAAAGAUAUACAUCUUUCUAGGUCAUAUUUAUGCAGCUGAGGCGCUGUGCUGUCUGAACCGGGCAAAGGAAGCAGCUGAGCAUUUGUCAGUUUACGUCUCAGAUGGGAAUGUUGAGUUGCCAUUCAGUGAAGAAGACAAAAAGUGGCAAGUUGAAAGGGGUGGAGAUGGUGAGGAGUUAAAUGGUGGUUCAGUUGCUGCCAGUUACCCAUCCAUGGAAGAUUCUCAAGGUAUCAUGUUCCUGAAGCCUGAAGAGGCACAUGGAACUCUCUAUGUAAAUCUUGCAGCAAUGUCUGCAAUGCAGGGUGAUCUUGAGCAGGCUCACCGGUUUGUGACAGAAGCUUUGUACCAAUUGCCCAAUAAUCCACAGGCAGUACUGACUGCAGUUUAUGUGGAUCUUCUGCUUCAGAAGACACAAGCAGCCCUUGCCAAAUUGAAACAGUACAGUCAUGUUAGAUUCAUCCCUAGCAAUGUAACAUUUAACAGUUGUGCCUGACGGUUGUAUUGGUGGUUUAAAUGAUUCGAAGUGUCCGCCCAACACCCUGUGUGAGUUUAGCAGGUAGAAGAGGAAUCUUUUUUUUAGAGUAUCUGUAACAUAUAUAAGAUGAGCCGUAGAAUAAGCUUUUCUUUUGUUUUUUUCGUGUUUAGGGUUUGGUGGCAUGGCACAUUGUUUUGAUUAGCGCAGAUGCCCCCUUUCAGAAUUCAAAAAUGUAGUAGUUCUGAUUCAGAUUAGUGUUUAGUGGCUAAUGCAGUUUGUAUUCAACAAGAGAGAGAGAUUUAGCUCUCACAAAAGAAAGGUUUGGAAAACAAUUUAUUCA